UCCAUCAUAAUAGGUUUUAUGCUAAGAUGCUCCAGUUUGGCUAGUAGGCCUAUCGAUCAUUUGGGGUCACGUCUGUCAUGACUCAUACUAUCCUACUUAGGGGACAUCGCCGCGCGUGUCUACCUCAUUCGAGAGAAGUAGUUCAAGAUUCAUGAUCACGUUGUCUACAAAAUUUCAUCUUUAACUUUUGGGGAAUCGUGGACGUUCUUUCGAUUUUGAGGAAGGUUCUUUACGACAGUUAAGUAAUCGUAUUUAUUCGAACCCUUUUCUCCGUAUUGGUUUGCGCUGAGCGCAAUGGCUUCUGACCAGAAUCACCCCUUUCGGGUUCUUAUUUCCGGCCACAGCUAUAUCGAAAGGCUGCGGAAGUUUUCUGUUUCUGUGCCCCGAUUAGGGUUAUUUCGCCCUGGCAUGACUGGGCAGAAUUUACAACUGGCCGAGUGUAACGUUGACUUCUGGGGUGUGCCAGGAUUAACUUUGGCGCGCAUAUACAACUCGGAGGUGUACUGCUAUGAGAUUCGUGUUUUAUCACCUGAUUUGAUAAUACUUCAGAUCGGGGGGAACGAUUUGUGUAUUUCCUCCUAUUCGGCGGAUGAAGUGGCGAGGGAGGUUACUAGAUUUGCCUUCGAGUUACACCAACUUGUAAAUUGUAGAGUACUGAUUUCCCAAAUUAUUCCAAGGGUUCAGUGUCCUGCCGGAUACAAUGACAAGGUAUUUCGGUGCAAUGGGCGCCUUGCUCAGCUUAAUCCAGUUUAUUCACCAGUGUCUCCUUGGAAACAUAAGGGGAUAUGGAACCCUCAGGAUUGGAUAUACAAUACGGAUGGAGUCCACUUCAACGACCUGGGCAACUUCAAAUUGUUCAACAGCUAUAGGGCUGCAGCAUAUCUGUCUUACGCGGCCAUUGUCUUGCAUAAAUGGACAACACCCGCCCAAAGACAAGGGGGAAUAAAGCGAGGGAUGCAGGCAAGAAAGACAAGAAAGGCACUCGUAAACGUUCGUCCGAACAAGGGGAUGGGCAGCGUGGAGCAAAGCGCACUAAACGGGAUCAACCGGCUGAUAACUAUGGCAUUGGUAAUCAGGACAUGACCCAGACAUGCAAGGACAUGAUGGCGAACAUGAAUCUCAUGAUGACAAACAUGAACAAGUUCUUUGCCACGAAGGCACUUUCCCAGGAUCCCGUAACUAUCGAGGACACGGACGCAGCUGGCGAGGUCGCUGGGGCUGAGGCCAACGAGGCAUCCGAGGGCACUGGAUUGUUUAGUAAGAAUAAUGCUGUAACUGAUAUGGGCAAAGCCCGCUUGAGUAGCUCAUUUACUUCGGUUGCUUUGGCCUUGGACGCACAUGUUAAAAUAGAACACAAGGAAAAAAUUUGGGCUAAUGAGUAUGUUGACAUCGCCAAGUUGUUGAAUCCGGCUUCCCAGAAAAAGCAAUCUUUCAAAGUCAAUGGCACUGGCACCGAUGGAGAUGAAACACUCACCUUCUCCUUUGGUGUACCCAAAGUUAAGAUAACCUCAUUUUCGCAAUGGCAGUCGGCUUUCGCCAUUUUUCAGUCCAUUUACCUUGAUAAGUUCCCGGCAGUAUCUAAACAGCUCCUCAGUUAUGAGGCAUCAGUUAAGAAUCUUAUGGUCAGAGGGGGUGACUGGAUGUUCUACGACGAGGGUUUUCGCCGCAAUAUGGGCGUGAACCCCCGUCAGUGGGACGAACCUUUGUGGGAGCUCUGGGUCCGGGCCAUUCACCAAAAGCGCAACAACCCCGCGCAGAUGAACCAGCAGCCCUUUCGCCAAGGCAAGAAGGGUCUUUCAGGAGCCAGUACCCGGAAGUUCCCUGCUGGGACCUGUUGGAGAUACAACGGAGGCAGACCAUGUCCCGCAUGCAACUUCCCACACAAGUGCUCCGAUUGUGGUGGGACACACCCGGCAACCCGAUGCGCUGGCCAGACCCGUAGCACCAGUAACCCUACCCGCCAGCCUCAACUGCAGUCAUCCCCUACCUCCUCUGGCCGACCAAAAUCUAUUGUUACCCUGCCAAACGGACUAAUGCGGUCCAACCAACUACCCGAUGCAAAGCCGGCUGCUUACGCCCAUUAAACCUCAAAUACUUGCUAAAUACUUACAAGGUUACGACCCAACCCUGGCGCAAUUUCUACUCAAUGGCUUUACAGAAGGUUUCUCUCUAGAAUAUCAGGGUCGUCGCUCAAGCCGCGUCUGUCCUAAUUCAACAUCAGCUGGCGAGCACCCUGAGGUAAUUGAUAGGAAAAUUGCAUCGGAGCUGAAGGAAGGCCGAAUCCUUGGUCCUUUUACUUUCCCCCCUACAUCAGAUUUCAGAGCAUCCCCGAUCGGGGUGGUGCCUAAAAAGGAACCCGGGGAUUUUCGUAUGAUACAUAAUUUGUCAUACCCCGGGAAGGGGAUUCUAUCAAUAAGGGUAUUCCCAAAGAUCUCACCAGCGUUCAUUAUUCCUCCAUCUACGAUGCUAUUUCCUACAUUAAAAGACAGGAAAGCCAGGUUUUCCUGUCUAAGUGCGACAUCAAGUCUGCCUUCAGAAUUAUUCCUGUUGCCCCUAGGGAUUACCCUCUUUUGGGCUUCGUGUGGCGCGGGGAAUACUACAUGGAUCGCGUUUUACCCAUGGGGGCUAGUAUCUCCUGCUCUCAUUUUGAGAAGUUCAGUACUGCUAUAGAAUGGAUUUGCCUACACAAGUUAGGGUUUUCCGCUAUGGUCCACGUGCUAGAUGAUUUCCUGAUCAUUUCCCUUUCAGAAAGUUCCUCUAGGAAGGACCUACAAAAAUUCGAAAGAUUUUGCGCGGAGGUCGGUAUUCCGCUGGCCCCUGAGAAAACGUUUGGACCCGCUAUUGCACUUCCAUUUCUUGGCAUUACUCUAGAUACUGGUAAAAUGGAGGCCCGUUUACCUGAGGAAAAAAUCACCAAGUUUAAACAAAAAAUUGAUUACUUUCUCAGCAAAUCCAAAGCCAUGUUAUAUGAAUUUCAAUCCUUACACGGGUGUUUGAAUUUUGCGUGUUCCGUGGUGCUCCCAGGUAAAGCUUUUUCCAGGCGCUUGAUUGAUUUAACUGUAGGGUACAAAAACCCAUUUCACCAUAUUAUUCGUAUUUCAAGGGAAACUAAGAGGACCUUUUAGUUUGGCGUGAUUUUCUCGACCAUUUUAACGGCAAAUCAUUCUUCCAUGGUGACAACUGGUUAUCGAAUGCCGAGCUCAGACUGUUUACUGACGCUUCAGGAAGCAUUGGUUUUGGCGCCCUAUAUAAAACACAUUGGUUCUAUGAGACAUGGCCUGAUACUUGGAAGAAGCUCAACAUCGCUACAUUAGAAUUGUUUCCCAUUGUGUUGGCAGUCUCAAUCUGGGGCAAAGAUUGGGCUAACCAGAAUAUUAUAUUCUUUACCGAUAACGAGGCCGUGGUAUCUGUUAUCAACAAACAAAUAAUAAUAAUAAUA
This is a messenger RNA of Lineus longissimus, 3439 nucleotides long. RefSeq lists its product as uncharacterized. Bases 912 to 2084 code for a protein of 390 amino acids. The record is from RefSeq and is a predicted model, not a curated record. The transcript has 2 exons. Lineage: Eukaryota; Metazoa; Nemertea; Pilidiophora; Heteronemertea; Lineidae.